AUGGCCACUUCCUGGGUCGCAGGUGCCUCCACUACGGCCACUGUGGAGGAGCCAACUGCUGUGGAGGAGCCAAAAGCUGUGGACAAGCACAGCUCUGAUACAUCUGAGGAGGCUGUCAAGGUCCAAAAGCCUAAAAAAGCCACCUCAGAGAAGGAGAAGCAGCAGCCAAAGAAGCAGCGUCGCUCUCUGCGCCUUCUCCAGCGCCAACGUAUGAAGGAAGAUGAGCGCCGAGCUGCCCGCCUCAUCAGACGCCAUAGGAACAGCUUUGCCAUUUAUUUUCCCAAGGUGCUACGAAGAGUCCAUGUGGGCUUCACCCUUUCUGAGCAGUCCGUGCGCAUCUUGGAUUCGUUCGUGAAGGAUAUGUUUGAAAGAAUCGCUACUGAAGCAAGCAACCUGGCCCGUAAAAACAAAACCUCAACGAUCAACUCUAGAGAGAUCCAGACUGCUGUGCAUCUUCUGCUUCCUGGCAAGAUCUGCAAGCAAGCGGUGGCUGAAGGCACCAUGGCGCUGGUCCGGUACAUCUCUAGCAAGUGA
Onychomys torridus (southern grasshopper mouse) is the source of this 534-nucleotide messenger RNA. RefSeq names its product late histone H2B.L4-like. Bases 1 to 534 code for a protein of 177 amino acids. Gene Ontology annotation, biological process: nucleosome assembly. The transcript has a single exon. Gene Ontology annotation, molecular function: structural constituent of chromatin; protein heterodimerization activity; DNA binding. Gene Ontology annotation, cellular component: nucleosome. Lineage: Eukaryota; Metazoa; Chordata; Mammalia; Rodentia; Cricetidae. The record is from RefSeq and is a predicted model, not a curated record.